Molecule: messenger RNA, 1029 nt
Organism: Fusarium tjaetaba
Lineage: Eukaryota; Fungi; Ascomycota; Sordariomycetes; Hypocreales; Nectriaceae
Product: 3-dehydroshikimate dehydratase
Exons: 1
Coding region: 1-1029 (342 amino acids)
Source: RefSeq, a predicted model, not a curated record
AUGACUUCUUUUAAGCCCGCUAUCCUAUCCGCCUCGCUCGGCCGAGCAUGGCUCCACGACUUUGCCAACAAGGCCAAGCAAGCCUCAGAACAUGGCUUCCAAGGCAUUGAAGUCUUCUACGAAGAUCUUGAAUAUGAAGCAAAAAGACUACAUAGUGUCGAAACUCCCAGCAAUGAUCAGAUUCUCGCUGCAGCAUCGCAUAUCCGAGAGUUGCUGGAUGGCUUGAAGCUUACAGUCAUUGGCCUUCAGCCGUUCUUAUUCUAUGAGGGUCUCAAAGAUCGUGAGCAACAUACUCGUCUUAUCGAAAAGAUCAAGCUGUGGUUCAAGAUCGCAAGGAUCUUGGGUACCAACACGAUUCAGAUUCCUGCCAACUUCCUUCCGGCUGAUCAGUUGACCGGCGACAUGGAUGUUAUAGUAGGAGACCUGGUUGAACUAGCUGAUCUCGGCAUCAAACAAGAUCCCCCAAUUCGCUUUGCCUACGAAGCGUUGUGCUGGAGUACGCAUGUUGACACCUGGGAGAAGUCGUGGGAAGUGGCCCAGAAGGUCAACAGACCCAACUUUGGUCUUUGCCUCGACACAUUCAACAUCGCAGGAAGAGUCUGGGGAGACCCAGCCUCCCCAACUGGCAAAACACCCAAUGCCGACCAAGAUCUCAAAGAUUCCUUGGACAGACUUGUCAAGGAGGUCACGCUAGACAAGGUGUUCUACAUCCAAGUCGUCGAUGCUGAGAGGAUGGAAACUCCACUUGUCAAAGGACAUCCCUUCCAUGUUGAUGGAAAUCCGGCUAGGAUGAACUGGUCGCGGAAUGCUAGAGCCUAUAUGUAUGAGACGGAUCGAGGCGCUUAUCUUCCCGUUGAGGACAUUGCAAAGGUGUUGAUUCAUGAUAUGGGGUACAAGGGAUAUGUCUCGAUGGAAUUGUUUUCACGAACUAUGUCUGAGGAGGGGGAGGAUGUACCGAAGCAACAUGCUCAGAGGGGUAUCGCAGCUUGGAAGACCUUUGUUGACAGGUUGGAGUUGAACAAGAUGUAG